GCGGCGGAGCGGUAACCCGCCGGCGACAGCAGCUGGUCGGUUUCUCGAGGCUGGGGCUCCCCGUGGCCGAAGGGGCCGGGUUUCGGGCAGCCGAGGCCUCCAAGAGGCGCGUCUCGGGCCGGGGUCCGUGAGGAGUGGCGGAUAUGGCUCGUGGACAGCAGAAGAUUCAGUCUCAGCAGAAAAAUGCCAAAAAGCAAGCUGGACAAAAGAAGAAACAAGGACAUGAUCAAAAGGCUGCUGCCAAAGCUGCCUUAAUAUAUACCUGCACUGUCUGUAGGACACAAAUGCCAGACCCUAAGACCUUCAAGCAGCACUUUGAGAGCAAGCAUCCUAAGACUCCACUUCCUCCAGAAUUAGCUGAUGUUCAGGCAUAAAGUUGUUUACAGGUGAAUUCGUGACACCUUUGACUCUUCUCCUGUCUCAGACCUUAGGUAACAAACCUGCAGCUGCUUUUCUAACAAACUGUUGAUCAGCAAAAAUAAAGGGGCUACAGAAACACUCAUUUUUAUGCUGUUCCCUUUUGGGCUUCAUGCAAAGACAAUUCUGUGUAAAUGUACAGUUGACUCUGAUUUGGAAAUCUGAAAAUCAGUCCAUCCUUGUUAUAAAAAAUUUUUUUACAAUUGUAAUUAUAUUGAUGUUCAUAUUGUAUAAAAUAACUCAUUUAAUAAAGUAGUACUUUGAUUUUACAACAUCACAGGAUAAAUGGUUCUAGAAAUUCUGUUCUAACUUUCUACAUUAUUUGCCUUAUAAAAAUCGAAUGAAUUCAUCAGCUAGAAUUGCAAGCGCAAUUCCUAUCUCCCUUUCUAGGUUCAGGGGCAUGUUCAUAGUUAAACUAGAGCAGACUCAUUCAUUAAAUUUGUGCACACGAUUUUAUUGGCAGCUGCUGACCUAGGUGAAGAAUGACUUACCAGCUGCCUUAGUAUAUUGCAAUCAUGUGUCAUUUUCCCCUCUGAUUGUUUCUUGUGAUUGAGGUUGGAAUAUUUAAACUUGCUGUGUGACCUGGCUAUACCUGCCAGCCAGGUAUAGCUUGUAGAUAACUGAUAAAUUCCUUAAAGUGGUUGGAUUGUCAGUCAGCCCGUCUGAAAAAUUAGGUUCUGAAGUAUAUGCCACAGUGAAGUAAUCAGCCUACUGUUCAAUACAAAAUAUGAUGGAACAUACGUGAACUGGUAAAGAUCUAUCUUUUAUAAAUUAUACUUGAUUCUUUGAAAAUUGUUCAAGUUCUUUCAUUUGAAACUCAAACUCAUAAUUUUCAAAGGAGUUUUUGGAAGUUAAUUACAAUUUGGCCAAUUUAUGAAUGGAUUUUGCAUUAACAGAAAGAUUGGAAUGGCUUGGGACUGGGUUAAUUCCCAGAACCUUCUCCUUCCUUUCCUUUUUAAGUGAGUAGUUGAUUUUUACUUUGUUCUGGUUCCUAAAAUCAAAGGCUGUGUACAGUAUGACUUCCGUCUGAACUAGAAAAAUAUUAAAAUAGGCCAAUAUCCACAUUUUUUUGGCUCUAAGGAUGGGGAAGUGGGUUGGUUCCGAUGAAUGAGGUAAAUCCUACCCACUUAAAACAGACUAAUUUAGGUUUCUUCUAAUUUGCUUUUGCCAACUAUUAAUACAAGUGAAACCGCUGUAACUCAGUUUAAAUUUUAAAGUUGAUAGAAUAGGAAGAACACUCAAAUAUUUACUGGUAAUUGCUUAGAGCCGCAAAUCUGAUCCUGUGGCUUACAAAAUGCAUUCCCUCCUUCUGCUGUAACUCGUCAUUGCAUUUGUUUUGUAGCUGUACAUACUCUGCCCACCUUGUUUGUCUUCACUGUAAGUUUAAAAUAAGAUAUUUCCAAGGAAAAGCUUCAGUGGUGAUAGUUUCUUAGUAACUCCUAUUCUUAUACUCUUACUUUAAAAUAGUCAUUUUUUUCAUGUAUUUGAUUGUCUCAGUUUCAGAUUUAUUAUUUGUUAAUUCCCAAUAUGUUGGUUACCAGAACAUUAGAGUUGGCCUAAUUGCUUAUAGUGGUUAUUAACAGAAGUUCUGGUUAAAUUACAAUUUAAAAGUUUUUAAAAGUGCUUUGAGCAUAUGUAUGUUUAUGUUAGUAACAAAUCAUUUAAAAACCUUUCACAAGUUUUGGUUUAAUUUUUUUUUUCCAUUUGUUUUACUGACUAAUUCAGAAUAAAAGCUUUAUGUUCUUGUAUUUAACCCUUUUUUUUAUAAGCAGCUGAGGACACCAUAUUUAACUUUAGAGCUCAGUGAUUGGGAGAUGGCUGCAUUGAUAUAGCAUAAGGCAUUAAUUCUUACACUUCGUGUGAGGAUUAUUAGUGCAGUCCCCUUUUGUUGUGUUUGGCUUAAAUCGGCUGUAAGGGGAAGAUUACAAUUUUUAAACAUCCUCAUUAUUUAAUUUGAAGAUUCUUUAACAGAUCACAGCAAAGUUCAUUAUAAAACUGUUAUGGUGUCUUCAAAGACUUGAUAAAAUACACAGAAUUGCUCCUUUUGUAUUCUGUAUUGCCAUUAGUCGCCAAAAGGAAUGGGGUUAAGAUUAAACUUGUUUCCAUUCUCCUCCAUAUGCAUCUACAUCCCCAUGUUUAACUGACACACUGGGGGCUCAGUUGUGUGCUGUAAUGUCUUAUUAAAGAAGAUAUUAAAGAAAACUAAAUUAGUCUAAUUUCUUCUACAUUUUAGGAGAUUUUUAUAUUGCCUUUUCCCAUUUUUUUUUUUAAACUUUUCAAUUUAGAAUUGUCUCUUGAGUGUAGAAUUUGGUAGUUCUAAGGGUGGCAAGAGAUUUCUUUCAUUUCUCAAGGUUUUCCCUUUAGUCUAUCUGUUUGAGGUCUAUAGAAUACUUCUUAAGAAUAAAAGGAAAAACGUUGCUUAGAACCUUGCUAUAUUAAAUAAGUGUAAGCUGUUGGAAGGGGGAAGUAAUCAGCUAUUAAUAUAAAAAUAAUACUAAAACAAAAAAUGCUUAGAUCAGUUAAUUGAAUUGAAUGGAUGGAUAAGUCCUUAAAGACAUUGACUCAGAUUUGAGAUAACACUUUUGGUUUUAUGUUAAGAUAUUGUAUAGCUAAUUAAUCAUAUCAUACUGGGAUGUAUGUAGCAUGAAUAAGAUAGGCUUUACCAACAUUAUUAUUUUACCCCCCAAAACCUUUGUUUUUCAUUUUUUAAAUAUGUGGAAUAUACUGUACCUGUUUUAAAAUGUGGUUAAUGUAGAGGCCUUUUUCUAUAAUACAGUGAUCGAUCACAGUCCAAACUAUAACUGAAAUAUAUUUAAACUUAUGAAUCUGCAUUAAUUCAUUUGUGCUAGAAUUUUCGUUUUGGGGGUAGUUUUUGGUCUGGUUUAGUUUUGGUCACAGAUAAUAUCCUUUUUAGAGUGUAUUGCAAUGAAGAUCAACACUAGGGGGUUGUGUUUACUGUGACUUUACAUUCUGAGAUCUUUCAGGCUAGCUUAAUUUUAUCUGUUAAAGUUUCAGAAAAAUCUUAAGUGCUCCCAAUGUGAAGAUUUAAUAAAACAUCUGUCUGCUUGGCUGAGAAAAUAGAUGUUUUAUUAAUGAAAGUACAACCUGUCUUUAUUAAUUGUGGAUUACCAUAUUAAACUGAAAAUUAAAUAUCUUCUAUUUUAAAUGUU
Molecule: messenger RNA, 3587 nt
Organism: Balaenoptera acutorostrata (minke whale)
Lineage: Eukaryota; Metazoa; Chordata; Mammalia; Artiodactyla; Balaenopteridae
Gene: ZNF706
Product: zinc finger protein 706
Exons: 4
Coding region: 144-374 (76 amino acids)
Source: RefSeq, a predicted model, not a curated record